Mirounga angustirostris (Northern elephant seal) is the source of this 13383-nucleotide messenger RNA. It is a transcript of the gene ZNF772, whose product is annotated as zinc finger protein 772. Gene Ontology annotation, biological process: negative regulation of transcription by RNA polymerase II. Gene Ontology annotation, molecular function: DNA-binding transcription repressor activity, RNA polymerase II-specific. The transcript has 6 exons. Lineage: Eukaryota; Metazoa; Chordata; Mammalia; Carnivora; Phocidae. The record is from RefSeq and is a predicted model, not a curated record. Bases 732 to 2126 code for a protein of 464 amino acids.
GACUUCCGUUCCCUGCUUGAGCGGACAUUUUGUUUGUUUUUGGAUUAAGCCACCAGGUCUGUUUCCAGAUCGCAGCGUCAGGCGUGAGUGACACGAGAGAGCGGACGCGAGAGGAGGCGUUGUCUCCUCUGAGCAGAGGCGGGCCUGAGGAUCGGGUCCUCGCGCCCGUCGACUCUUAAUGACCCCCUCGCCUCCGCGCGCCUUCCCCGGCCCACAGGUUCCGGUGGCGGCGGCCGCACCGACGGACCCGGCGCAGGUGGGUGCUGCGCCCUCGGGUCCUCCCGCGACCUCCGUUUCUGAACCCAGAGCCUCGAAGGAGAACAGCCUCGGGUCCCUGCAGCUCAGGGCCCUGUGUCCAGACGGCAGGGGCGCCCCGGUUGGGCCGCACUUCUGAUCGCCGGCGCGGCGGGGCGUGGAAGGCCGUCGCGGACAGAGGGGCCAGCAUGGGCAGAGGCCUGGGAGGCGACACAGACGGAGUGUUCGGGACGCCUGGGGCCGCUGGCGUGUGACAGGAUGAGAGUGUGAGGGGGAGUUGCACCUGCAGCGUCCGCCUGAGCAGUUCUUCGUCACUGUGAGCGUGCGGGGAGCUGUGGAAGGUUCUGAACAGGGGAAGGACGCGAUCCGAAGGCUUGGAGGCAUUUCUUAGACUGCUUGCGGGACAAACAGACGAGGUUCGGAGGUUAGGAGAUGAUGAGGCCUAGUCCGAGGUUCCGGUGAACUCAGAAGUAACCAUGGACCCUACACAGGGACAAGUGAACUUUGAGGAUGUGGCCGUGUACUUCUCCCAGGAGGAGUGGGGGCUCCUUGAUGAGGCUCAGAGGCUCCUGUACCGCGAUGUGAUGCUGGAGAACUUGGCACUUAUGGCCUCGCUGGGAUAUGAAUCUUCCAUGUCCCAUGGGGUUGCCUCACUGGAGCUGGGCAGCAAGCCCUGGGGAUCUGACUGGACAGAUGUUACUCCAGGCGGGACCAGAGAGGCUCAGGGUCGUUGGCAUGGAAUGGAGGAUGAGGAGAUAGCUUUUGAGCAGAACAUUUCUGUGGGAGUGUCACAGGUCAGGACUCCCAAGGCAGGUCCUUCUACCCAGAAGGCCCACCCCUGUGAGACUUGUGGCCUGGUCUUGAAAGACAUUUUGCACAUGGCUGAGCACCAGGGAACACACCCUGGGCAGAAAUCAUACAUGCGUGGGGCAUGUGGGAAACAAUUCCGCUUCAGAGCAAACCUUUACCACCAGAAGCAGCACAGUGGAGAGGAACCCUUCAGAGGGGACAAGAGCAGCACCUUGCUUGUGAACAGCUGCCCUGUGGAACCACUGGAGAUGCCUUUUACGACAGGGAAGGGUUAUAAGGACUUGCCAGCUAGCUCAAGCAUUUUCCAGCACCAUGCCCCUCAGAGUAAGUGGAAGCCUAACAGAAACACCAAAUGUGUGGAUGCUUUUCACAGCGGACAAAGGCAUUACGAGUGCAGUGAAUGUGGGAAAGCCUUCAGCCGGAAAGACUCACUUGUCCAGCACCAGAGAGUCCACACUGGAGAAAGGCCUUAUGAGUGCAGCGAGUGUGGGAAAACCUUCAGCCGCAAACCCAUACUUGCUCAGCACCAGAGAAUCCACACUGGAGAAAUGCCAUACGAGUGUGGCAUAUGUGGGAAAGUUUUCAAUCAUAGCUCCAACCUUAUCGUACACCAGAGAGUCCACACGGGAGCAAGGCCUUACAAGUGCAGUGAAUGUGGGAAAGCCUACAGCCACAAAUCCACACUUGUUCAGCAUGAGAGUAUCCACACUGGAGAAAGGCCUUAUGAGUGCAGUGAGUGUGGGAAAUACUUUGGUCACAAAUACAGACUCAUUAAACACUGGAGUGUUCAUACCGGAGCAAGGCCCUACGAGUGCAUUGCAUGUGGGAAGUUCUUUAGCCAGAGCUCUGACCUUAUUGCACACCAGAGAGUUCACAAUGGUGAAAAGCCCUAUGUGUGCAGUGACUGUGGAAAAGCCUUUAGCCACAAACAUGUACUUGUUCAGCACCAUAGAAUUCACACUGGAGAAAGGCCAUAUAAGUGCAGUGAGUGUGGGAAAGCCUUCAGGCAAAGAGCUUCCCUCAUCCGACAUUGGAAAGUUCACACUGGAGAAAGGCCUUAGGAUGGCAGGGAAUACACUAUUUCCUUGUUCAACAUAGUGACUGACAGCAGAGGGAAGCUCAGAUUAGCCUUCGUGAGUAGCCAUCAGCUGGAAGUUGAACCUCAUACAUUUCAGCAUCCACCCCCGGGAGAUUAUUCUGAGUGUCACCUAUGUGGGAAGCUUUCUGGUGCUGUGUUGCACUUUGUAACCUGUCCUGGAGCCUUGCCAGAAUUCUGUCACUGCCCAUGUCUCUAAAAAAACGAACAAAAUCCAGCCAUGUAUGGAAUGGCACCUUGUGCAUAAGUCAUCCCAACAUGUUCUAAUAGGCAGGCCUCUGCUCCCUUCCCUAGAGGGAUCAUCAGUACCUGGAGCCCAUUAAAAAAACCUCACUCCUUCAUGCUUUCUCCUCCACCAGCUGGUAUAAGCAUGGACAUGACCUAGUUUUGGUCAGAAGGUUGGAAGCUUUGUUCUGCUGGCUGCUUGCAGAGGUUUCCAUUUUUCAUGAACUUUGUUGGUCUUAUUUUGCACUCAUGAUGGAUUUGUCCAGCCUCCAAGUCACCUACCUUAGGAAUUGCCCAUUUCAUAGUGUUUGUUUUGGCAACAAAUGCCUGAGUUUUUAUAAACUAUAAUUUUGGGGAUCCUGUUCACUCUGUGGGUUGUAUUGAGAACAGAAUUGGGUUCUGCCAGCGUGAGGGGAGGAACAGCUUUUGUGAGAGCUCCAAAUGUUAUGUCCCAGUGGUGUUAGCAGAAUGGCAAGCAAAGAACAGCUCUCAUUUUAGCCUAACUUGCAUUCCUGCUCAAGACCUCCUAUGAAAGAAUACUGAUCUUGGUGGGCCUAAUCUUUUGGCCUGUAUGCCAAGAUUAUUUGUGUGAUCAAGGUCACCCUGAGCAGUGGGCAGUUGUGACAGCCUCUAGUGUAUCUAGGAGCAGUAUGAAUUGGUUCCCUUGUUCCAGAGGGAUGUUUCAUAGUCCCGUAGUCUCUCUCUCUUUUUUUUUUUUUUUAAAGAUUUAUUUAUUUGACAGAGACACAGCAAGAGAGGGAACACAAGCAGGGGGAGUGGGAGAGAGAAGCAGGCUUCCCGUGAAGCAGGGAGCCCGCGUCCCAUAGUCUCUUGAUGAGAACUUGACCCCUGGGACCUGCCAAUGCCCCUGAAAUCUAUUAUUUAGUAGGCGGAUGUCACUGUCCCCUAAAAAGACUAGGUAGGAAUCGUAAUUGGCACAGAGAUACUGAUUAAUUGGGAGUUGGGAGCAAACUAUAGGGAAUGUGACUCUUAUAAAGGUAUAUCCACGUUUCCAUCACUGUGGCUUUGAUAUAGGGUUUAUAGAAAUUCUCAGGAUUCCCAUAUUUAUGUCUUUCUCAUGGCUACGGUCACUGUCAGAGCAAUCAAUCGAAGCCUUUUCUGCAAUAAACAUAUUUAUAGUAUACAGUUUGAUAAGUUUUGGUACAUGUUUGCACCUGUGAAGCCAAGUUUCCUGAUUUGCCCUACAAUCCCUCUGCCCCUUACCCAUUCCCAGGCAACCAUUCAUCUUGCUUUCUGUCUUUAUAGAUUUCUUUGCAUUUCCCAAAAUUUUAUAUCUAUGGAAAAACUUACGUACACAGAUAACACUUUAAUAUGUACUCUUAUGUAUCUGGCUUUAACUCUGCAUAAUUACCUUGUGAUUCGUCAGUGUUAUGUGCAUCAGUAGCUCAUUCCUUUGCAUUCAUACUUUUGCUGAAAAUAUUCCAUUUUAGAGAAAGAAUUCCAAAUCAAGUGAUCCAGUAGAGAGUUCACACAAAAACGAAGCCACAGUAUCUGUUAAAACCUUUUCCCGGAAAUGAUGUGUUAACAUUCCUGACUUUUUCUGUGGGUAACACAGACUAAUCCUGGUAUAAAGUGGAAGGGGGCUCCACAACAGGGACAAUACAAGAAGGUAGAGAUUGCCAAGAGAAUCUCUUGGAUAGUGGUUACCACAAUCAUAGGGGUUUUUUUUUCCUUUACAUUUUUAGCUUUUUAAUGAUGAAUUACAUUGACUAAUUUUAAAAACUUAAACCAACGUUACAUUUCUAAGGUGAGCCCCAUUUAGUCAUGAUGUAUUCUUUUUAUGUAUUGUAUUUAUCCACCCCCCCCUUUUUUUUUUAAGAUUUUUGCAUCUGUGCUCGUGAGGGAUGUUAGUCUCUAAUUUUCUUUAAUGCCUGGGUUUAGUUGGUAUCACCAUAAUGCUGGCUUUACACAUUAUGUUAAGUAUUCCCUGAUUUUUAAUUUUGUUGAACAGUUUGUGAAGAAUUGAUAUUUCUUCCUUGUUUUGUAGAAUUCACCAGUGAAGAAGUAAUUGGGCCUGGAGUUUAUUUUAUGGGAAGAUUUGUAAUUGCAAAUUUAAUUUUCAGAGUGGAUAUAGACCUAUAGAGGUUAUCUUUUUUCCCCUAGAGUGAGCAUUGGUGGCUUGUGUCAUUCAAGGAGUUCAUUUUAUUUAAGUAGUCAAACUUUUCAAACUAUUCUCUUAUUAUUUUAGUACCUGCAGAGUCUUUAUUGAUGCCACUUCUCUUAUUCCCGUGUUAACCUUAAAAAUAAAACUGCUAGUUAUUUUACCAACAAAACAAAACAAAAAAAGGGUUUAUUCAGGAAUAGCUGAGAUUACAAUCCAGGACAAGUGAGUUUUAGCAAAGCCAUAGGCGGGUCCAGAGAACAAAGGUGAAGAAUGCUUUUUUAUAGAGGAAAGGGGAAGUUGGGAAGGACUGUUAAAAACUAAAAAUUCCACUGGAGUAAACGGGGGGUUGUAACUACAUAGGUUUCUGAUUGGCUGAGCUGUCACUGUCUCUGAUUGGCCGGGUUGUUGACAGGGCAGGAAGAAAUCUUCCUUCCUCCCGUGAGGAUAAUAAAGUAGUAUUGGCUUGCAAGGUCCAUCUCUUCCUGUUGGGUCUGCAGUUGACAACUAGUGCCAAACUAGAGCACCCCCUGCCGGCCUCCUGACUUCAUUCUAAAUGAGGUUUCCUUUUAUUAAUUUCCACAUUCCCCUCUUUUGAUUAAGAUCUUUCUUUGAAGGCAUUGCCAAUCAAUAGUCAGGUUCUUUAUAUUUACUGGUUUUGUUCCUCAGUACUAGGAAGGUUGUCAUGUCCUAUGUUGGAAGGAAAGUGUGUUGCAAGGGGAAACCUCUUAAGGUCACAUUUGAGGAAUAAGGAAGGUUAGGAGGAAGAAACUCAGAUUCUUGAAGCAUCAAGCCAGCAUCACCUAAUUGGGUGAUCAUUUAAAAAAAAUUAAAAAGCUUAACAGUCAACAAAAUACAAAACAAUUAUAUACGAGUCAGAAGUAACAUAAUUCCAAAUUGUAUGAUGGUUCUAAACAAGGACCCUAGGUCUGAAAGUCAAACAGAACAUUUAUUGGUACUUAUUCCAACUUAGGGGAGAAAGGUACCCAGAGUGAUGUAUUCCUCUUGGAAAUGUUUGUUUAAAGUGACCCUGAAAAACAGACUAGCGAAUACUGCAAGAGCACACUGAAAGAGUGAACCGAGUGCAUUUGGGAAGAUAGUGCAGGUAUGAACAUGAUGCAACAGCUGAUGAACUUUUUGCAAAACAACAGAACUUCAAAGAGGUUUUAAAACAGCACUCAAAAAAUGAAGCAAAUAUGUUACUGCUAGUACAACCUGUAGGGUUGCAAAUUCAGAGACCAUGAAUUUGGAGAUGAAUCCAGAGUUAGUUAAUAGUUCAGAUGAAAGAGACUUCUGAAUUCUGAAACCUUCUAACCCAUAAGAAAGAUCAAGUGAAAAUUAACUUGUCUCAGGAUCAUGAGGCUGUUUCUGAAAGGCCACAAUCAAAAGAUGUCCACUUUUUGCCACGGCUUGGAAAAUGCAGAUGGGCACUGUCUUCCCAUGAAAGAAGCUACAGUGAAAAAGAUAUACAGGCUUAUUUUGCACAUCUUGGGAAAGCUGUUGUCAGAUGUCUUCUUCAGUUCCAAGAAAUCUUUACUUUCAAGUCACCAGAUGAUGUGCAGAUCCAAUCAAGGUUUGGUGCUUUCUUUAGAGGUGUUACAGAAACCCAAGAGUCUAUUCCCUGGAGUUCGGUGGCACAGGGUUGGUUAGUAGUUCCUGACAAGGGCCUUUCCAGUGGGGCUGAAGAGUCUGGAGGUGUCUUUUCCAACAGCCCGAAUCUGCAGGUUGCAAAGUGUGAUGCUUAAGGUCACUGGGGAGUGCUCUGUGAGAAGAUGGCUCUACCAAACCAUGGUUGUCUUUAACAGAAGUAAUUGGGCCUUUACACAACUUUAUCAACGAAGGCAGGGGCCAAGUGCUUUGGACGUCCUGUGACUGCCUCAAAGGGUGAAUAAGUUCCCAACGGGGUGGAUCUGAGAGAAGAAUUAACGGCCAUGGCCAAGGUAUUGGAGAGUCUCUAGAAGUUUUGCCAAUUGAGUCUUAAUAGUGCCAUUGGUGCAUUUUUGCUAACUGAAGUUUGCGGAUGAUGUGCACAAUGAAAGUGUUGUAAAACUGGCCAGACAGCACAGAAAUGUCAAAAUGCCUGACCAGUAAAAUGGGUUCCCUGAUUACUAUGAAGUUUGAGAGGUUUCCCAUAUAGGGAUAAUCUUUUCUCUUUUUAAGAAAGAUUUAUUUUAGAGAGAGAGUUGGGGGAGGGACAGAGGGAGAGCAUCUUCAAGCAGACUCCCCACUGGGUGUGGAGCCUGACAUGGGGCUCAAUCCCACAACGCAUGAGAUCAUGACCUGAAUCAAGACCAAGAGUUGAACACUCGACCGACUGAGCCACCCAGGCACCCCUAUGUAUAAUCUUUUCCAAGAGCCACAGAAGAGGCACUGGCCUGUUUUCAAGGGAAAGUUUGAUCCAUGAGAAAACCUACAGACCACAACUAAAACAUAUCCAUGAGAUGGGGUGAGUUGUAUGAAAUCCAUUUGCCAAACUUGAAAUUGUCCAUUGUGUAAUUUGAAAUGCCCAGGGUCAGUAUGGACAGGUACCUGAGAUUGUAUUUUGGACAGGUGGGACAAAUGAGGUUGAUACUUUUGUGGACUUACUAAACUUUUCUCAGCAACAUUGGUUUAUGGAUGCUAUCAUUUUGUCAGUAGACCAGUGGUUUAAUGAGUAUUCACUUUUUAAAAAAUAUUUAUUUAGAGAGCCUGCGAGUGGGGGAAGGAGUAGAGGGAGAGGGAGAGAGAAUCCUCAGGCAGACUCCCUGCUGAAUGUGGAGCCAGACACAGGACUCAGUCCCAGGACCCCAAGAUCAUGACCUGAGCCAACAUCAAGAGUUGGCCAAUUAACCUACCGAGCCACCCAGGUGCCUGUAAUGUGUAUGCAUUUGUAAGUAGUGGAAAUUUCAGAACUUCUGAUAUGGCUGAAUUGUUAUUUGGCCCAAACCAGAGUUAAUCUCUUUUUAUUAAGGCAACAAUUAGGGUGCCUGGGUGGCUCAGUCGGUUAAGCGACUGCCUUCGGCUCAGGUCAUGAUCCUGGAGUCCCGGGAUCGAGUCCCGCAUCGGGCUCCCUGCUCGGCGGGGAGUCUGCUUCUCCCUCUCCCGCUCCCCCCUCUUGUGCUCUCUCUCUCUCUCAAAUAAAUAAAUAAAAUCUCAGGGGAAAAAAAAAGGUAACAAUUAUAUUUCCAGUAUUGUUUUUCCCUCUUUGUUGCCAGUUGCUGGGUAUCUCCUGUUGAUUUUUCCAAAAUUUAUCAUUUUGGAGAACAUCCCUUUGGACCACGACAAAGGUUCGGUUACUGGUUUCCUUGAGAGCAGCACCUGUGGCACAGAUACCAGUGAGGUAGGUUACUGUGGCCCCCAUGGAGUUGAGUCUGGAGUGUCCAGGAACUUUGAUAAUACCCACAGCAGCUAGCAGAAGUGUGGCAUCUAAUAAAUUUUGGACAUAGGAGCCAUUUUUAACAUUAUUCCCGUUGGAGGUAAGGAUACAUUGUUGUUUCCAUAAUAUUCCAAAGUUGAGCGACCCCAAAGGCAUAGUGGCUAUUGAUAUAAAUGUUUGCAGUUCUACCCUUGGCUAAGGCGCAAGCUCGAGUAAAGGCACAGGACUCGGCUUUUGGGGUGAAGUAGCCAAAGGUAAAGGUUCUGCCUCAGUGAAUCCAAAGGAGUUGCAGUAGCAUACCCAGCAUGAUAUUUGCCAUUUUCAUUCUUUAAGAACCAUCAGUAAACCAUGAAAAAUCUGCAUUGGUUAGAGGAGUUUCCUUAAGGUCUCAUGAGGAUUCAAAAGGUAACCUGUCAACAUUAAGCACUUGUGAGGAGUUUCAUCUGGAUCCAGAUAUAGUCCUUGUUUCAACAUCAGGCUCCCGAAGUAUCUAACUUGAGACUUGGGUAAAUUGCAGUUUUUCUUUGGAGACUUUAUGUCCCUUUAAGGCCAAAAGUUUGAACAGGUGGAUGUGGUCUUCCUGUGAAGAGGCCUGAGAAGGGGAACCUUCUACAUACUGCAAAUCAUCUACAUACUGCAACAAAGUAGAGCCUGCAGAGAAAUUUCUAUCAUCCAAACCAAGUUGUAAGGUAAGAUUGGUGAAAAGUAAGAAGGACUCUGUGAUACUUGGGGCGUGACUGUUCAGGUGUAUUUCUGUUCUUUCCAAGUGAAAACAACGAUAUUGGCUAUCCUUAUCAACUGGAAUGCUAAAAAUGUGCUGCAUAAUCAGUCACAGGGAAAAAUGUGCUUACUUCGGGAAUAGAUGUUAGUAGCAGAUGGGGGUUAGGAACAACAGGGUGCUGAGGAGUAACAGUGGUUAUUUGGUAUUUAUUGUUCAGAGGUCCUGGACAAACCCCCAUCCUUGGCCUUUGGGUUUUCUCACUGUUAAAACAGGAGUGUUAUGGAAAAUAAGGCAGGGGAUAAUGAGACCUUGUAAUCUAUUAUGGGCUUGAUACCCUGAAGGGCUUCUUUCUUUAUAGGGCAUUGAUUAUGGGAAGAGGUUUUGAAUCUUGAUGGGAGGUACACUGUGGAUUUUGCCAAUGUCUGUUGAGAGAGGAUGGUAGCUGACACAAUAGGAACAAAUGGUCAGUAUCUCCAGAGUCGGCUAUCGUGCUGUCAGAGACAGAAUAAAAGACUAAAAGGUGUCAAAUGGUCAUUUAAUUCUCCUGACUGGCUGUUUUGAUCACCACUGUAAAAUUCUAGAGUUAUUCCCCCUUUGGGGAAGAAAGUCUGGCAUGAUACUUUUCUAAGAAAUCCUGGCCCAAUAAGUGAGUAGGGGCAGAGUACGGAGAAGAUGGGUGAGUAGCUCUCACAGGGCCUAGACAGAAGGGCACAGGCACCUGCUGAAGUUUGUUAGAGACCCGCUAUCUGAACUGCUCUGGGGCCGGGGCAGCUUUGUAGCAGUGGGUUCAACACUGAGAGUGUAGCUCUGGUGUCAGUGACAGAGGUUCACUCCCAAACCGGAAAAGAGUCUCUCCAAGCUGGGUAAGGGGGGGUUGGGGAGAGCUCCGGUAGUUUCUCAGAUCCCCAUCACUGGGAAUUAGGAAGACAUUAGCAAGGCUAAGGGCGGAAGGCGCCUGGAGCACUCAGAUUUGUAACCAUCCUUUUUUCCCCAAUACCCUGGUUUUUUGCAAAAAUAGCAACUAGAGGGCUUUUGUUUUGUUCAGAGACUUUCAUUUGCCAGGGUCAAAAAUUGAGAAUUUGGGGACGCCUGGGUGGCUCAGUCGGUUAAACAUCUGCCUUUGGCUCAGGUCAUGAUCCCGGGGUCCUGAGAUCGAGUCCUGCGUUGGGCUCUCUGCUCAGCAGCGAGUCUGCUUCUCCCUCUCCCACUGUGAUCUCUCUCAUUCUCUCUCUCAAAUGAAUUAGUAAAAUCUUAAAAAAAAAAAUUGAGAAUUUUAGUGGUCUUUCUUUUAGAUGACUCAUCUGGGAUGUGAGUGAGCUGGUUUGCCAUAUUAACUAAAUUGAGUGGGCGGUUUCCCAUUCCAUCCGAGUACUUUUAACUAAAAGAAAGAUCCUGGUUCAGUCCAUUAAUAAACAUAGUGGAUUCAACAUCUAAAGGUAGACCAGAAUAUUCUUAAAAGACAAUUUUGUGUUGAUUAUAAUAGUCAUGAGCAGGUUCAUCAGGUUUCUGUGUGCAAGCCUGAAUUUUGUUGCCACACGUCUACAGAUAAAGAAGAUGAGACAUGGGGCGCCUGGAUGGCUCAGUUGGUUAAACAACUGCCUUCCGCUCAGGUCAUGAUCCUGGAGUCCCGGGAUUGAGUCCCACGUCAGGGCUCCCUGCCCAGCAGGGAGUCUGUUUCUCCCUCUGACCCUCCCCCCUCUAGUGUGCUCUCUCUCUCUCUCUCUCAUUCUCUCUCAAAUAAAUAAGAUCUUAAAAAAAAAAAAAAAAAGAUGAGACAGAAGUGAAAAAGAGGCCUCAGGCCAUUUUGACUUAUUUUAAUUGUUUGCUUCAGUUAAUUUAUAAUUUUAUCUUUUUUUUUUUUUAAAGAUUUUAUUUUAUUUAUUCAUGAGAGACACAGAGAGAGAAGCAGAGGGAGAAGCAGGCUCCCAAGCAGCAGGGAGCCCAAUAUGGGGCUUGAUCCCAGGACCGAGAUCAUGACCUGAGCUGAAGGCAGACGCUUAACCUACUGAGCCACCCAAGCACCCCAGAGAUUUUUUUUUUUUUUUAAAGACAAGGCCUUAAAACAGAUCCUGAAUAAGGGCUGGAGGGCUCAAACACAAAGCAUGGAGCUUGAAAUCCAGAAGAAAAUUUACUGUCAAACCCCAGGUUUGGUGAGAAAGCAAUGAGAACAGUCAGCUUUGUGGAUACCAGCACCUGUUUGUUUACAAGCCUCAGAGUUGUUGGGUAUCUUCUCUGGAUCCCUAUUUGGUCCAACGACUAACUUUAACUUAAAAAAUAAAAUUGCCACUUAUUAUACCAGCAAAAAAAAGGGGGGGUGGUUAUUUGGGAAUAGUUGAGAAUUGCAAUCCAGGACAAGCAAGCUUCAGCAAAACCAUAGGCAAGUCCAGAGAACAAAGGUGAGGAAUGCUCUUUUAUAGAGGAAAAGGGAAGUUGGGAAGGCUGUUAACCAAACGUCCAUUGGAGUAAACUGAGAGUUAUAAGUACAGUGGCUUCUCAUUAACUGAGCUGUCAUUGUCAUUGGCUGGGCUGUUGCCAGGAGAGGAAGAUAGUAAAGUAGUAUUGGCUUGCGAGGUCCCUCUCUUCCUGUUGGGUCUGCAACGGACAACUGGUUGCCAAGGGUAAGAGCUCCCCCUGCUGUCCUCCCGACUCCAUCCUAAAUGAGGUUUCCUUUCUGUGAAUUUUCACGCCUUAUAUGGUAAUGUCUAUACCUCUCUUUUUCUUGAUCAAAAGCUUAUCACUUUUAUUAUUUUCCUAAAGCACUUGGUUGCACUGAUUUUUCUGUUUCAUUUUUUUCUCAUUUGCUUUUUUUUUUUUUUUUACCAUUGCCUUUUGCUUUUGUUUUUUUGUAAUCUCUACACCCAACAUGGUGCUGGAACUCAUGAGCUGGAGAUCAAGAGUCUCAUGCUCUUCUGACUGAGCCAUCCAAGCACCCUGCCUUUUGCUUUUACUGGAUUUCAUUUCCUUCGCUACUUUUUAACAUGGAAGCUGAGAUCCUUAUUGGAAACCCUUUUUUCCUAAUAUAGAUGCUUAAUACCAAAAGUGGUCUUGUAAGAAGUGCUUUAAUUGUCUCCCAUAGAACUUAGUAUGUUAUGUUUUCAUUUUAAUUUAAAAUCUCUCUCACUUUCCUUUCAAAUUCCUUCUUUUACACUUGGCUCAUUUUAGAACUGUUAUAUCAAAUAUUUGAAAUUUUCCUUAUCUUUCUUGUAAUUUACUUUCUUAAAAUAAAAUAUUUUUAAAGAUUUUAUUUAUUUGAGAGAGAGAACGAGCAGUGGGGAGGGGCAGAGGGAGAAAGAGAAAGAAGCAGACUCCCUACUGAGCGGGAAGCCUGAUAUGGGGCUUGAUCCUAGGACCCAGAGAUCAUGGCCUGAGCUAAAGGCAGGCGCUUAACUGACUCAGCCACCCAGGCGCCCCUCUUGUAAUUUAUUUCUAAUUUAAUUAAGUAUGCACUCAGAGUACAUACUUUACGACUUGAAUUAUUUACGUUUGGGACAUCUGGGUGGCUCAGUCGGUUAACUGUCUGCCUUCGGCUCGGGUCUUGAUCCUGGGGUCCUGGAAUCGAGUCCCACACCAGGUUCCUUGUUCAGCGGGGAGCCUGCUUCUCCCUCUGCCUAUUGCUCCCCCUGCUUAUGCUCUCUGACAAAUAAAUAAAAUUUUUAAAAAGAAGAAUUAUUUACGUUUAUUGAGACUUGCUUUAUGGCUCAGAAUAUGGGCUAUCUUUGGUUUCAUGUUAACUUGAAAUUAAUGUAUAUUGUACUGUUUGAUGGAGGGCUUCACAAAUGUCAACUAGAUUAAUAUGGUUGAUAAUGUCUAAGUUUUCUGUGUCCUUACUGAUUUUUGGUGGGAGGGGGUUCUGUCAAGCUUUAUUUGAAUAUUAUUGACAUCCCUCAAUAUAAAAGUGGAUUUGUUGGGUGCCUGGGUGGCUCAGUCAGUUGAGCAUCUCUUUAUUUCGGCUCUAGUCAUGAUCUUGGAGUUGUGGGAUGGAGCCCCACAUUGGGCUUCCUGCUGGGUGCAGAGUGUGCUUGAAAUUCUCUCCCUCUCCCCCCCCACAUAAAUAAAUCUUUAAGAAAGUAAAAAAAUAAAAGUGGAUUUGCCGAUGUCUCUGUGUAGUUAUAUUAGUUUUUGAUUUGUGUAUUUUGAAGUCUUUUUAUUUUUUUUAUUUUUUAAAGAUUUUGUUUAUUUAUUUGACAGAGACACAGCGAGAGAGGGAACACAAGCGGGGGAGUGGGAGACGGAGAAGCAGGCUUCCUGCUGAGCAGGGAGCCCGAUGUGGGGCUCGAUCCCAGGACGCUGGGAUCAUGACCUGAGAGCCAAAGGCAGACGCUUAACGACUGAGCCACCCAGGCGCCACCUUGAUGUCUUUUUAUUAGAUUUUAUUUAUUUAUUUGACAGACACAGCAAGAGAGGGAACACAAGCAGGGGGAGUGGGAGAGGGAGAAGCAGGCUUCCUGCAGAGUGGAGAACCCGACAUGGGGCUCGAUCCCAGGACCCUGGGAUCAUGACCUGAGCCGAAGGCAGACGCUUAACGACUAAGCCACCCAGGCGCCCCACCACUACACACCUUUUAAAGCCACUAAUGACAAAGACUGGAACAAAGGUGACCAUGUUUCAAGUGGCGAGGAUGACAGAAGAACCAGAGUAACCACCAGCCCUUUAGAGACUCAGGCAUUGCACGGCUAGCUGUAUCAAAACCCAUUUUGAGAGGAUUUGUAUGUUCACAGUAAGCUGCAGAAAACCCAUUUGUUAGGUGAAUGGAUGAACAAAUAAGUGUAUCAUAUUGGCAAUUAAAAAAAAUCGCACUA